Asparagus officinalis (garden asparagus) is the source of this 1782-nucleotide messenger RNA. Its product is annotated as diacylglycerol kinase 4-like. The record is from RefSeq and is a predicted model, not a curated record. The transcript has 12 exons. Gene Ontology annotation, molecular function: ATP-dependent diacylglycerol kinase activity. NCBI's taxonomy places the organism in Eukaryota, Viridiplantae, Streptophyta, Magnoliopsida, Asparagales, Asparagaceae. Bases 137 to 1609 code for a protein of 490 amino acids.
UGAAAUAAAAUAAAAAUAACGAAAUAAAAGAAAACUCCCACCUAAAUCUCCCACUCUCUUCAUCAAACACUCUCACUACUGUCUCACAGUUUUCAAGAAACCCAGCCAAAAUCAAGAAACCAACCAAAAUCAAUCAAUGUCUCAGACUCCGGCGGCGGAGAGGAGUACUCCGGCAUCGCCGGAGAGAGCGAAAGCGUCGAGGUCGUUAGCGAUCCGAUCGUCGAUCGCCGACUCGCUACGCGCGUGCGGUCUGAUCUCGGCGUCGACGAUCGAUCGCGAGGAUCUAAGGCGCCGGAUCACGAUCCCGGAGUAUUUGAGGAAGGCGAUGAAGGACGCGGCGACGCAGAAGACGCCGGUGGCGACGGCGAGAAAGUCCUUCCCGCUGAAGGAGAUCGGCCAGGGGAUUCCCGAGGCUCCGAUCGUCGUCUUCGUCAACUCGAAGAGUGGAGGGAGACGAGGGUUGGAGAUUGGGGAGAGGCUUCGAGAGCUCAUGGGAGAAGAGCAGAUUUUUCAUCUCUCGCAUGUGAAUCCUAUCGAGUUUGUUCACUUCAGCUUAGCCGUCUUGGAGCAGUUGGCUGAACUCGGUGACAAUUGUGCACGGGGUGUUCGUCAGAAGUUGAGGGUUGUGGUUGCAGGCGGUGAUGGUACUGUUGGUUGGGUAUUAGGAAGUCUUGGAGAACUUUUCGAGCUUGGAGGCCCAGUUCCUCCAGUUGCUAUUAUUCCACUUGGCACAGGCAAUGAUCUAUCACGGAGUUUUGGCUGGGGAGGUUCAUUUCCUUUUGCGUGGAGAUCUGCUGUGAAACGAUCUCUCCACAAGGCAACUAAUGGUCCUAUUUGCCAUCUUGACAGUUGGCAUGUCUUGGUCUCAAUGCCAGUGGGGGAAAAGCUUGAGCUGCCACUCUCUCUCAGGAACAUGGGAGAAUGCACUCUAAGCGAGGAUAUUACUAGUGAAGUUACAGUUCCUGAGAAGAAUUUAUGCGUUGAAGGUGUCUUCUACAAUUACUUUAGCAUAGGAAUGGAUGCUCAAGUUGCUUAUGGUUUCCACCACCUUCGUAAUACAAAGCCUUACAUCGCCCAAGGACCGAUUUCAAACAAGUUGAUAUAUGCUGGAUAUAGUUGUACACAGGGAUGGUUCUGCACACCUUGCGUAGGUAGUCCAGGUUUGAGGGGACUCAAGAAUAUUCUACGGCUUCACAUUAAAAGGUUCAUUCUUUCAGAUUGGGAGCAGAUUCCAGUUCCUUCAGAUGUUAGGUCAUUAGUGGCAUUGAAUCUGCACAAUUAUGGUAGCGGAAGGAAUCCAUGGGGUCAUCCAGAGCCUGCAUAUCUUGAAAAGAAGCACUUUGCUGAGGCCCGUGCAGAUGAUGGUCUGCUUGAAAUUUUUGGCCUUAAGCAAGGGUGGCAUGCCUCAUUUGUUAUGGUUGAACUCAUUGAUGCUAAACACAUUGCUCAGGCUGCUGCAAUUAGGUUAGAGAUCAGAGGCGGGGAGUGGAAAAAUGCGUACAUGCAAAUGGAUGGUGAGCCAUGGAAACAGGCCAUCAACAAUGAGUUUUCCACCAUCAUCGAUAUAAAAAGAGUACCUCAUCACUCUCUCAUUAUAAGUGGAGAGUAAUUCCUUAGCAAACUCAAUAUUGAAUUGAAUUACACUGUACAGAGUGAAAAGUUUGAUGAUUCUUUCUAGCUGUAAAUUGAUUGGCAGAGUGAGAGUACCUAUGUGCAUGUAGAUGGCUUAAGCAGUGUACAGCGUAUGUACAGUAUAUAGCAUCAUGAUUGUUUUUGCUGGAC